CAUCCGCAACUGGGGUGUCGGUGCGAGUUGUCUCUUCCUGUGUGAACAUGGUGCGGACUAAAGCAAACUACGUCCCAGGAGCCUACAGAAAAGUGGUGGCUUCUCGAGCCCCUAGGAAGGUGCUUGGCUCCUCCACCUUUGUCACCAAUUCUUCAUCAUGUUCGUCGAGAAAAGCUGAAAAUAAGUAUGCAGGAGGGAAUCCAGUUUGUGUGCGCCCAACUCCGAAGUGGCAAAAAGGCAUUGGAGAAUUCUUCAGGCUGUCCCCUAAAGAUUCUGAGAAAGAGAACCAGGUUCCUGAAGAAGCGGGAUGCAGUGGCUUAGGAACAGCAAAGAGAAAAGCACGUCCUUUGCAACCUGAUCACACAGAUGACGAAAAUGAAUAGAACUCACUCGUCUGAAUA
Messenger RNA from Onychomys torridus (southern grasshopper mouse), 401 nucleotides. RefSeq names its product PCNA clamp associated factor (gene Pclaf). The transcript is spliced from 4 exons. The coding region runs from base 48 to 383 and encodes 111 amino acids. Gene Ontology annotation, biological process: regulation of cell cycle; translesion synthesis. Lineage: Eukaryota; Metazoa; Chordata; Mammalia; Rodentia; Cricetidae. The record is from RefSeq and is a predicted model, not a curated record. Gene Ontology annotation, molecular function: chromatin binding. Gene Ontology annotation, cellular component: nucleus.